UGCAAUCAGUACUACGACAUCAUCACCAAGGACUUCACCAACUACUCACCACUGUGCUCCAGUUCGAUUCGCAACUCCUGGAAGGCAGUUCGACAUGUGGCAGAGACUGAGGAAGGUCGUGCCUGGCUCACUGCACUCUUUCAGCUGUGCAAACCACUGAAACGGGAGACCGUCGAUGACUUUGUUGCCUUCAUCCUCGGCGCCUGGGACUCCAUGUCCAUGACUGAUUACCCGGCUCCAGCUAACUUUCUGAACCCGAUGCCCGCCUAUCCAAUCAAGCACGCCUGCAAGUUUCUUACCACGCCGAAUGCUGAUGAGCGAACGCUGAUAAAGACCAUCUAUCAAGGUAGAUUUAUUCUUGAAUUAUUGCAUCAUCAAUCAGUAGACCUAAUGUUCUCUCAUUCCUCUACAGCAUCUUCAAUCUUCUACAAUUACACUGGCCAAACGAAAUGCAACGAUAUCGAGUCUACGGGAGGAGGCCUUGGCGAUAUCGCCGGAUGGAACUUUCAGGCCUGCACCGAAAUGGUCCUGCCAGUGUGCUCCAACGGCGUCACUGACAUGUUCGAGCCGAACCCGUGGAACAUUACCAGUUACUCUUUGAACUGCUACAAACAGUUUGGCGUCUACUCGGACGUGGAGAAGGCGCUCAUUCUCUUUGGCGGCGACCACAUCAAGUCCGCCUCCAACAUCAUCUUCAGCAAUGGUGAUCGUGACCCGUGGUCAGCCGGUGGCGUCUUGCAUACCCUGAACCCAACACUGCCGGCAAUCAAGAUUCCCGGCGCCUGCCACCACGAAGACCUCCGUCCGUCUACGCCCAGUGACCCGCAGACGCUGAAGGACGUACGAGUUCAGGAGUUGAAGAUAAUCAAGGGCUGGCUGGAUGCCUACUACACCGAGAAAAACAUUGUUAUCCCAUUCUAA
Messenger RNA from Rhagoletis zephyria (snowberry fruit fly), 921 nucleotides. RefSeq names its product lysosomal Pro-X carboxypeptidase. Gene Ontology annotation, biological process: negative regulation of systemic arterial blood pressure; angiogenesis involved in wound healing; proteolysis. Gene Ontology annotation, molecular function: serine-type exopeptidase activity; dipeptidyl-peptidase activity. Lineage: Eukaryota; Metazoa; Arthropoda; Insecta; Diptera; Tephritidae. The record is from RefSeq and is a predicted model, not a curated record.